UGUACAAAUUCGCAUGCAGAAUUGCCGUUCCGCCAGCGAUUAGUCUGAUUCGCGUGAUUCGUUUUUCUGUAGACUAUGUUAUUUUCAAGCUAAAAGUUCACUGUGAGGAUGGGGGCGAAUCGCCCAAGGAUAAUUUGAAUGUUCCGUUCAGAGUGGAUUUUCCGGAGAGUUUCCAUGAUAUUUUUCCGCCACACCACGAAUUCCGUGGCUGCCCGUUGACGCUGAAGGCUGCUACGAAGAUCGAGUGUGCACACAAAUGCGCUCUGAAUCCCACGUGUCGUUCAAUCUACUUUAAGGAUAAGGAGAAAAACGGUGUUCACAUGCAACAGGCGGAUUCACUCCUCCCUCACU
Opisthorchis viverrini is the source of this 351-nucleotide messenger RNA. RefSeq lists its product as hypothetical. The record is from RefSeq and is a predicted model, not a curated record. The annotation marks the transcript as partial. Lineage: Eukaryota; Metazoa; Platyhelminthes; Trematoda; Opisthorchiida; Opisthorchiidae. The transcript is spliced from 3 exons.